Messenger RNA from Pseudozyma flocculosa PF-1, 3135 nucleotides. RefSeq lists its product as uncharacterized. The record is from RefSeq and is a predicted model, not a curated record. NCBI's taxonomy places the organism in Eukaryota, Fungi, Basidiomycota, Ustilaginomycetes, Ustilaginales, Ustilaginaceae. The coding region runs from base 1 to 3135 and encodes 1044 amino acids. The transcript has 3 exons. Gene Ontology annotation, cellular component: nucleus. Gene Ontology annotation, molecular function: DNA binding; chromatin binding; ATP binding.
AUGUCGAGGCACCCCCACUCGACCCCUUCCUCUCCCGUUAUCCUCAGCAGCGACGAUCAGAGCCGCCCCGCUACUCCCAAACAGCGUGCACCGAGGAUCCUCGUCCCCGACUCGAGUCCCUUGACCUUCCCAGACCACGUCUCGCCCGCUCGCAGGCCUGCCGCCGCCCGGCCAACCUCGUCAAGCCACGCUCGUCCCACCAUGUCCGGCGCACGCUUCCAGUCCGCCAUGCAGGGCAAUCGCUCAUCGCUCGCAAAGAGCCAGUUCGCUCCGCCCGCCUCCAACGGCAGCUCUUUGUCGUCCCCUGCCAAGGACGCGUCGGUCUUUCGAUCCUCGAUCGAACACUUCAAGUACGGCACCGACACCAAGGCAAGCUCCAAGGAAGGCUCUCGCGCCGCUAUCGACGUCGAUGCCCGCGGCAGCGACGACGACGCAAAGCCGAAGCCGAAGAAGCGGCGGCUAGUUCGUGGCGGCGGAGCGGGCGGGCAGUCUGACGAGGGCGACAGCGCCACGACCUCGAACCGCACCUCCCCGACGCCCUCCACCAGCAGGACCACGACGCCCAUCCCUCUGUCCUCUAGCGGAACAGGCAACGGCUCUGCUGCUCGAGAGUCGGCAUCUUCCGACGUGCUACUGCGGAAAGCCAUACGCUUGCACAACGUCUACUCCGGCUACGAAACGGCCGACCUGUUCGACGCUCUCAAGCUGACCAAGGGCGACGGUGGCAAGGCUCUCGAGGUCCUGAAGAGGCGCAAAGCGGCUGCGGCGGAAAGUGCAGCGGCCGGCCAACCUCGAAAGACUCCACAGGCUGUACCCACGUCCAGAACAACAUCCCACGUUUCGAAAACACUGCCGGCACAGCGCAAGGCGCAGCAGCAGCAGCAGCAGCAGCAAGCGGCUAUCGUCGUUGACGACGACGGCGACGACGGAGAACGCAUUGAUAACCGCAGGGUGACCGAGCUCAGCUCCGACGAAGACGACGCCGAGGAGAUCGACCGCGCCGACAAGGAGGACCGCGCGGCCGUCAACUGGUUCAACACGGCCGACGAGAACGCGCUCAUGGACACGACCAACUGCUCGGCGGCCCAGGCGCAGACCAUCAUCGGGCUGCGGCCCUUCAGGAACGCAGACGAUGUCGAGGCCAAGCUGGGCGACAAGGCGGCCAAGGGCGUGACCCCUCGGAUCUUCAACGCGUGCAAGGAGCUGAUGGCAGGCUACUACGAGGUCGACGAGGUGCUAGCCAAGUGCGAAAAGGUCGGCCGCGAGCUCAGCUCCGCAAUGGCCUCCUGGUAUCCGGACUCGGCCGGCCCCAGCUCGCGCGUCGGGUCGCCGGCCGCAGGCACCUCGAGAGAAGGCACGCCGUCCGGCACCCUCAACCUGUCGACGGUCAAGAAGGGCGCGUCGAUCAGGGACAAGUACUACCUCGAGGAGCAGCCGCGGUUGCUCGCCGAUGGCGUCACGCUCAAAGACUACCAGUUGGUGGGCGUCAACUGGCUCAACCUGCUCUACCGCAAAAAAACGAGCGCGAUCUUGGCCGACGAGAUGGGCCUCGGCAAGACGGCGCAGGUCAUCUCGUUCUUCGCUCAUCUGAAGGAGACGGGCGUGCGGGGUCCGCACUUGGUGGUGGCGCCGAGCUCGGUGCUGGAGAACUGGGACCGUGAGUUCCGCUUCUUUGCACCUUCGAUCAACGUCCGGCGCUACUACGGCUCGCAGAAGGACCGCGUCGAGCUGCGCGAGGAGCUGCGGUACGACGAGGACGUCGAAGUCAUCCUCACCACCUACGAGAUGGCGUCGGGCGGACCGGCCGACCACGCGUUCCUGCGCAAGCGCGGGUUCAAUGUCUGCGUGUACGACGAGGGCCAUGUGCUCAAGAACCGCAAGUCGCAAAAGUACGACAAGCUGCUGCGCAUCCGCUCCCAGUGGCGGCUGCUGCUGACGGGCACGCCGCUGCAGAACAACCUGCAGGAGCUCAUCUCGCUGCUCAACUUUAUCAUGCCACAGUACUUUAGCUCGGCCGAAGAGGCGCUUGCGGCCAUCUUCAAGGUCAAGGCAGGCGCACAGCAGAACCAGCUGUCCAAGCAGCGCGUCGGCCGCGCAAAGCGGAUGAUGCAGCCGUUUGUUCUGCGCAGGCUCAAGGACAAGGUGCUGACCGACCUCGGCACCAAGACCAUCACCGUAGAGUACUGCGAGAUGACGCCCGUGCAGAAGAAGGUCUACGCCCAGGCCGUCGCACGAUCACGGGCCGCCGCACUCGGAGAGGCCGACCAGGCCGAUCGGCCGCGCGCCGGCAGCCGGACCCGAGGAGGCACGACGGGUGGCAGCAAGGACUCGGGCCAUGUGCUCAUGGAGCUGCGCAAGGCGGCCAACCACCCGCUGCUGACGAGAAGGAUCUUUGACGAGAAAAAGAUUGACGCCAUGGCGCGCGACCUGAUGAAGGAACCCGACUAUGCCGACGCCAAUUUUGAGCAUACCAAGGAGGACCUCCGCAUCAACACCGACGCACAGCUGUCGUUUUCGGCCAACACGUAUCCUAGCACACGCAAGCACGUGCUGCCGGCCCGCGAAUGGAUGAACGCCGGCAAGGUCAAGGCCCUGGAGCGGCUGAUCCCCGAGAUCAAGGCGCGGGGCGAGCGGAUCCUCAUCUUCAGCCAGUUCACCAUGGUGCUCGACAUCCUGUGCGUGUGCCUGGAGCACAUGGGCAUCCGCUACGUUGGGUUCACGGGCGCCACGCAGGUCGAGGACCGACAGCACCUGGUGGACCAGUUUACAAACGACCCGGAGAUCACCGUCUUCCUGCUCUCGACCAAGGCCGGAGGGCUGGGCAUCAACCUGGUCGCCGCCAACUGGGUCAUCCUCUUUGACCAGGAUUUCAACCCGCAGAACGACAAGCAGGCCGCCGACCGGUGCUACCGCAUGGGCCAGAAGAAGCCCGUCACGGUCAUCAAGCUGAUCUGCAAGGGCACCAUCGACGAGGACAUCCACGCUCUGGGAGAGCGCAAGAUCCAGCUGGCCGAACGCGUUUCGGGCGAAGAGGACCUCGAGUCGGACGAGGCCGAGCAGCAAAAGGUCGCUCAGACCCUGCUGUCGCAGCUGCGCGAGCGACCGGCCGAAGUCGUCGAGAUCGACGACGACUGA